UCUUGUCACACCUGUGUCUGAUCACCUUGUCUGCAUUUAGUCUGUCCCUGAGGUUUUCCUUGUGGCUCUUGCUCCUUCCCUGUAAAUUUUGGACUGUUGAACUGUUUGGAUUUUUGUGUUUUGGACUUUUCAAAAGACCAAUGAUUCUGCCAGCCAAUGGCAUACGUGGAACAAUAUGCCGAGUCGCCACUACUCUGCAGACGUAUCCCCAUCUGCCCUGAGUGAUGUGAUCUCUACACACAUCACAGACUGAUCCACAACAAUGAUGGCACCACAGAUUUUGCGUUUUGGGGACAGAUGGACCAAAACAUCCAGUUUCAAACCCAGAUGGACACCUUCCUGCUGGACUACACCGCGGCAUCGGGCCAGCUCUCGCCUUGGUCCUCUUUCGGGAGCCAGUCCAUGUUCCCGGACGCACAGCUGACCUUUACCGACCUGGACGUGGGCUCCCCAGGGGCGAGCAUCUGUGCUGAGGGUGAGAGCUCCUCAGUGGAAGAUCCCCUGGAGAUGGCCAAGCGCAGGGCGCGGCGACUGGUGCCCCAUCAGCCCUACAAGGUGCAGCGCCACGCCGCCAACAUCCGGGAGAGGAAGAGGAUGCUGAGCAUCAAUUCUGCCUUUGAAGAGCUGCGCUGCCACGUGCCAACCUUUCCCUAUGAGAAGCGACUGUCCAAGAUAGACACGCUGAGACUGGCCAUAGCUUACAUCGCCCUGCUGAGAGAGAUCCUCCUGUCAGGCUGCGACCCCAAAUCAUACGUGGAUGAGUGCAUGAAGAGCGGCUACAAGAACCGAACCAACGCCAUCUGGAACACAAGUGAUCUGACAGCCCGUCUCUCUUGGAUAAAGUGGGAUUAACUGAGGAUCAUGGGGCACCCCAAGUAUUAAGAUUCAGGUUGGUUCCCCUCUCCUUCUCUGUCUACACCUCAAGGACAGGCGGUCGGCAAGCAUGGUGGAACCCCCCCGUUCGACAUCUGCAGACUUCUCACCGGGUCACACACCUCAGGCUUUCUCAACCCUUCCACUCCUGCAUCAUCCAUGGCUUUUAAUAUUCUAAUUUAUUGUUGACUGGUAAUGGAGAGCCAUUGUUUUUAGAGCUGGGGAGGGAGAGAGGGUUGGCAUUGUUUGCCCACAUGGAUGGCACUUGUCCCAGAGAGAGGGGGGCGCACUGGCACCGGACUGAAUGGACUUCCUAAGGGCUCAUACUUCUGCAUGCAGCGCUGAAGUGUUUUCUGGACUGCUGCUCAUUAGUCUGCAAGUCGAUGUGUUAAAAAGAGCCUUGAUCAUGGAAAUGAGACAAUGGAUGCACUGAUCAGGGCAAUGUGUUUUAGCAUGUCAGCUGCUGCUGCCAAACAUGGCAAUGUGGCUUGUAAUGAACUGUUUGUUCCAUGUGCAACUGCUAUCAUCUGCUUUGUUAUUUAUUUAUUUAUGUAUUCUUUUAUUUAUUCUUUUAUUUAUUCUUUUAUUUAUUAUAAUUAUUUCUUAUUUAUAACAACUUGAUUUCUUAGACAUGUAUUUGUACAAACUGAUUGUCUUGUUUUGCAGCUCAAAUGAAACUGUUGUGCUUCUUAUUUUUAUUUAACUGCACAUAAAAAGCUGCUUCAUGCUAAGCUAAUGCGUCAUUUUCCUCACAUGCAUCACCACAGAGGAGCUUUAUAUACAGGAGAUGAGACGUGUAAAAGAUUCCUAAAUACGGAAAUAAAACUGUAUCACUCUUCUUCUUUAAA
Messenger RNA from Notolabrus celidotus (New Zealand spotty), 1721 nucleotides. Its product is annotated as helix-loop-helix protein 13. The coding region runs from base 298 to 852 and encodes 184 amino acids. Gene Ontology annotation, molecular function: RNA polymerase II transcription regulatory region sequence-specific DNA binding; DNA-binding transcription factor activity, RNA polymerase II-specific; protein dimerization activity. Lineage: Eukaryota; Metazoa; Chordata; Actinopteri; Labriformes; Labridae. The transcript has 4 exons. Gene Ontology annotation, biological process: developmental process; regulation of transcription by RNA polymerase II. The record is from RefSeq and is a predicted model, not a curated record.